Molecule: messenger RNA, 747 nt
Organism: Aspergillus luchuensis
Lineage: Eukaryota; Fungi; Ascomycota; Eurotiomycetes; Eurotiales; Aspergillaceae
Exons: 1
Coding region: 1-747 (248 amino acids)
Source: RefSeq, a predicted model, not a curated record
AUGACAACCUCAACUCCAGCCCCAACCAUGCCUCCCAACCUCAACCUCCAAACCCUCUUCACCUCCCUCUCCACAAAGAACUGGACCCUCCUCCGAGUCCUCAAAAGCGCAAACCCGCACGACAUCAACGGCAACCUGCACGGCACCGCAUCCUUCACCUCUCUUCCUGACACCACCACCACCACCACACAAGAUCCCCCCGCCCCGCAGCGCCAACUCCUCUACACCGAGACGGGCACCCUGCCGCCACACAUUGGACAUAAUCUCCAAUGGAAGAAGAGUUAUAUCUGGAGGUUGAAAUCAUCCACAGCUACAUCUACAGCUACACCUACAUCUACAGUUAAGGAUGAUUUAUCCGUCUGGUUUGUGAAAGUGGGUGAUGAGAAGGUCGCGGAUUAUUUGUUUCAUGGGAUGGAGUUUCUUCUUGAUAGUAAUGAAUCUGGGAGUGGUGGGGAUGAGGAAGGGGAUGGGGAGGAGUUUGUGAGUGCGCCGGUGCCGCCAUCUAUACCUGGAGGAGGAGGAAGGGGAGGGGAGCUGGAUACGGUGGUGGUUACGGCGAGGGGAAAUCAUCUUUGUAUUAAUGAUAUGUAUCGGACGGCGUAUGCGUUUCGGGUGGUCAAAGGGGAUGGAGAUGGGGAUGGGGAUGGGAUUGGGGAGGUGGUUAGUUGGGCGAGUAGACAUGUGGUUAAAGGGCCGAAGAAGGAUCAGGAUAUUGUGAAUUAUUAUACGGUGAGGGAGGGGGUUUAG